Messenger RNA from Helianthus annuus (common sunflower), 1218 nucleotides. RefSeq names its product transcription initiation factor IIF subunit alpha-like. NCBI's taxonomy places the organism in Eukaryota, Viridiplantae, Streptophyta, Magnoliopsida, Asterales, Asteraceae. The coding region runs from base 1 to 1218 and encodes 405 amino acids. The record is from RefSeq and is a predicted model, not a curated record. The transcript has a single exon.
AUGAACGUCCAACAUCCGAAUCUUCCGAAAGCCGACAACGGUAUUCUAAAGAUAGAUGCUAUGAUAGAGCAUUCUUUAAAGAUAUUCAGGGGUGUUGCAGCAAAUAGGUACAAAGAAAGCAAACCACCAAGGAAGAUGAUCAGUGCUCUUAAUAAGAAAGAUUACAUCGCUCCUGCAAACGAUAAAUGGCGUCACGACGACAGCCAAUCGGACGACGAAGAGCCCAAAUUGAAAAAGAUGAUGGAGGAUAAAUUUGGACGCAAGAAGAUUAAGAUUUUCAGCAAUUCUUCUGAAGGUGACGAUGAUGAUGGUAAUGAUGAAGGUGGUGAUGGUGGAGAUGUUGGUGCAUCUGCUGCUGGUGCACAUGGUACUAUUUCUGCUGGAGGUGAUGAAGAAGAUUCUGACUCUGAUGAUAAUGAGCCAGAACCAGGAUAUGAGUUCUAUCUUGAUGAGCGUGGGGUUAAGAAGGUACGUCGGAUUAGACAGGAGGAGGAUGCCGAUUAUGUUCCGUCUGAUACUGAAGCAGAGCGUUUAAAGAAGAAACAAACUGUUGUUCGUAGGAAGAAAAAGAGUAGGAAGUACAUUGGUGCUUCAUCUGUGCAGCCAACCGUGUCACAACAAGAAUCUGUUCACGAAGCGGAAAUGAAUCCAAAUUUUGGACUCACGGCCGGAGAAGCUUCUGCUAUGGUAUCUUCUCCUCUAAGGUUAACUGAACCACCUCCUGUGGUUUCUUUAACAGUUGAAACGCCAACGGUUACGCCACAAGCUGAACAUGCGCACACAAUGGCAUCUACUAUCCGAGCAACUACUUCUCAGCACAGCUCAGAACGCCGACAAAGAAAAUUUUCUGAAAUGCAGCCAGACGAAAAGGUAGUUUUCUUAUUUUCUCAACUGCAAGCUGCUGCAGGUCAGAUUGACAGACAAUCGGCAUUCAUGAACGUUACAAGAAACGAUGUGAUCAAGCAACAGGUGGAGAUCAAAACGUUAAAAUCCACUGUUGAACGGCAACAAGCAGAAAUUGAACGCCAACAAGCAGAAGUUGAACAUCUAAAGGCUGAGAACGAACGUCUAAAAGCUGCUGAUGAUAUACGAGAACGACAAUUGGUGCAGAUGCGUGCAGCUGAUAAUGCUCGUGGGAUUGAAAUGAACCGAUUGAAAGAAAGGAGUACCGAGGUUCAACGAGUUGCUGAUUCACUUAAGGCAAAGCAUGAUGUGUGA